AUGGACUUGACAGGGGACCUCCCGACGCAGCCCGGCUCUCGCGGCCUGGCCAUGCUCGCCGCCGGAAUCGCGAGAAGCCUCGCCAAGGAGAACGCGGGCAGCAACCUGAUCCUCCGCGUCCUCGGCGCGCGGUCACGCGGCGAGCUCGACGAGUUCGUCUCCGGCGUGGCGGAGCAGGUGUUCGAGGACCACUCAGGCUAUGGCGGGCCGCGCGUCGCGUUCGCGUGCGGCGUCUGGAGCGACCUGACGUGCCCGCUGAAACCAGCCUUCCGCGAGGCCGUGGUGGGCACGUACAAGACCGAGGCAAGCACCGUCGACUUCACCAACGAGCCGGAGGCGGCGCGGGACCAGAUCAACGCCUGGGUCGCGCAGGUGACGCAGAACCUGAUCGGCUCCGUCUUUGGUCCGGAAGCGAUAAAGCCGCUCACCCGCGUCGUGCUCGGCAACGCCAUGUACUUCAAGGGAAGCUGGGCCGAGUCCUUCGACAAGAUGGACACGACGAACAAGCUUUUCCACCGGCUCGACGGCAGCACCGUCGACGUGCCCUUCAUGCAAAGCUGGGAUCGCCAGUACAUCGCCGUGCACGACGGGUUCAAGGUCCUCAAGCUCCAUGACCACAGCCAGUACGAUGAAACCGCCCAUCCGGCCGGCCAUCCGUAUUUCUCCAACCUUACUCCGUCCGGCACUCCCACGCCAUAUUAUGUCCCCUAUCGUCGUAACAAACGCACACAAUUCUCCAUGUGCAUCUUCCUCCCGGACGCCGUCGAUGGCUUGCGGAGCCUGGUUGACACGAUAGCAUCCCAGCCUGGCUUCAUGCACCAGCACCUGCCGAAGAAUAUGCUCGCCGUCAGCCAGUUCCGGUUGCCCAAGUUCAAGCUGUCAUUCCAAGGCAGCAUCGUUGCAAUCCUCAAGAACCUGGGGCUUCAAUUGCCGUUCGGCGAUCUGGCCGAUCUGUCUGAUAUGGUGGAGGACAACGAGUCUGGCUUGCCACUGGAAGUGAGUGAGGUCAUCCACAAGGCGGCCAUCGAGGUUAACGAGGAAGGUACCGAAGCUGCAGCUGCUUCCGUCAUGAACAUUCAGUAUGGAUGUAGCGCAAUACCGCCACCGUCGCCUCCUCGAGUGGAUUUUGUAGCUGAUCAUUCCUUCGUGUACUUCAUUGUCGAGGAGGAUACCGGCGUUGUUGUCUUUGCGGGGCAUGUCCUCGACCCCUCUAAAGAGAACUAG
Lolium rigidum is the source of this 1224-nucleotide messenger RNA. RefSeq names its product putative serpin-Z8. Gene Ontology annotation, molecular function: serine-type endopeptidase inhibitor activity. The coding region runs from base 1 to 1224 and encodes 407 amino acids. The record is from RefSeq and is a predicted model, not a curated record. NCBI's taxonomy places the organism in Eukaryota, Viridiplantae, Streptophyta, Magnoliopsida, Poales, Poaceae. The transcript has 3 exons.